Hypoxylon fragiforme is the source of this 1729-nucleotide messenger RNA. RefSeq lists its product as uncharacterized. Lineage: Eukaryota; Fungi; Ascomycota; Sordariomycetes; Xylariales; Hypoxylaceae. The coding region runs from base 120 to 1316 and encodes 398 amino acids. The transcript has a single exon. The record is from RefSeq and is a predicted model, not a curated record.
ACCAAUUACCAGUUACCCAUUCAUUUCGAGGCCUCGAUAUUUCCAGUGACAGCUUGCUAUUACAUCGUUCUGCUCAAUUACCUCUCACGAACUAAGCUCUUAUAUAAAUCUCACGAGUCAUGGGGAAACCAUCAGAUAAACAGGACCCUAAGGAUGCAACCGAUGCCGUCUCUCUGCAUACCAACCCGGGCGAGAGCUCUAGAGAAGAUCAUCCCAACUAUGAUGAUUUCGAUGCACCCGAAAUAUCAAUUGACGACUUGCCACCGAAUUAUAGCGAUGCUGUCGAGUCAUCCGAAGCCGCUUCUUUGCUUCCGACUAACCCCGCCACCACUACGCGACCACAUCUUCCAGACGGUACCUACAUCGAAGAUCCAAACACUGGUUCCGAAUCGUACAUCUCUCGGAGUCUUGAAGAUCCAGAAAAGCUAGAGGCACAUAUUCGAACAUGCGCCGGAAUUCCUCCGCGGCCAUAUGUCAAGCUCGUCGGAACUCAUUCCGAGACAAGAAAAGAUAGCAAAGGAAAUACAGAGAAGAAUACGAUCACCGAUUUCGACAUUUCUGUUGAAUUAACACCCUACUUGUAUUCCGAUGCCCAGUACAGACGGUCGUGGUCGAAACUGCGCACCGUGGAGAACUUCGAAAAAGCGAAACGGGGAACCAUUCUGAAGAAGUGCGCCCCGGCAAAUCAGAAUAUCGAGCUUGGUGAUACGGAGCCAACAUUGAGGGAGUGGUGCCACCGAUAUGCUGCGAGCCAUGCGGGAUUGAAGGUCUUCACCCUUCAAAAAAGAGUGAUUGGGCUUCAUGAGGAGUACCUUAAGCAGCGACUGCGGGAGUUGGUCCGUGAUGCGAACUACCGCGGGCACCUUCAUGUAGAGAUCUUGAUGAAGGGCGCAACCGUCGACUGCUACAAUGAGGCUAAGACGAACAGGUGGCGUCUAACUAAGUGGAUACAAGUCCUGUUCACUGUCACCCUUUUAUUUAUCUUCACCUGGCCGUACCUAUGGCUGCGCACGAAAAGGUGGGAGGUAGCUAUCGUCGAUUGGGAGUUCUCGCGGGUUGUCGAUGGCCGUCCUAAGGAGUAUGUAAGCAUCAGUGAGGACCAAUGGUACAACAUGUGGGGGCGUACUAUUUUCAAAGCGGUGCUAGGAAAGCGGCAGGGGUUAUUGGAUCACGCGGAUUUGAGACGGGCCCAAGAGGCCGAACCGGCGUUCGAUACCGGUAACUCGACUGUUGACGGAGGACUCGGACUAUUUAGAGCCGGCAUACAUGCCAUAACUGAGGUUAAUCGUCAAUUAGGUUGGGGUGGGGACUGCUAGAAGCGUUCCCCGGAAACAAUUUGUAGUCGGAGUUAUCAACUUCGAGAUCUUGUCUACGGUAUCUCUUUCCUAGGAUUCAGUUAUCUGCUAGCACGGGCGUCUCUAUGGACGGAGAUUUUCAUUAUCACAGUGAUACUUGGAGUUCGAUGUUUGAUGUUCCUAUUGGGAUAAAGAUGGGUUAAUGAAUGAAUAAAAUGGCCAUUUUAGCUGAAACAUAUACUAGGACGAUUUGAUGCCACUUGUGCCUGAGCUUUCCUAUCUCUGGCUGCGUACCCCUUGUGAUUAUCUGUUGAUUAUCUCUUGUAUAAUUUUAGAUAACACCGCCUAGUUGCUUGAGUUGCCUCGGCGUAGCUCGGGAACUAUUAGUUAUGUAGGCACCUAUCUAUAAAAGGGUUGAUAUCUUAGGCGUGAAU